Messenger RNA from Bactrocera oleae (olive fruit fly), 914 nucleotides. RefSeq names its product trypsin-1-like. Gene Ontology annotation, molecular function: serine-type endopeptidase activity. The record is from RefSeq and is a predicted model, not a curated record. NCBI's taxonomy places the organism in Eukaryota, Metazoa, Arthropoda, Insecta, Diptera, Tephritidae. Gene Ontology annotation, biological process: proteolysis.
UACAUUUAUAACAUUAGUUGUGCCGCAGUUGUGGAGAAGCAUAGCGCUAGUUUGAGAGCUCCAAAAUGAGAUUCUCGCCAACGCUACUCUUGAUAUUGCUCAUGCAAAGGACUUUGACGUACCCGACAACUAGCGAAUUACAAGUACAACGCGAACGGCGAAUCAUCGGCGGUGAACCAGCACGAAUCGAACAAGUGCCAUAUCUGGUGAAUAUCCGUUUGAAUCGCCUUUUUCAUUGUGGUGGCUCAUUGGUGACGUCACGUUGUGUUUUAACAGCAGCCCAUUGCAUCAGCCAUCAUUUGCCAAAUGAUUUUGUUGUACGCGGUGGAAAUACUUUGUUAUCUGAUGUGGAAAAUUGGCGUACGGUUAAACGGGUAUUCGUACCGCCCGAGUAUAAUAAUCGCACAUUCGAUCAUGAUGUGGCCAUUAUGCGACUUAAUACUAAACUACAAGGUGUGAAUAUCAAACCGAUAACAAUUGGUGAUUUUGCGCUCGCACAAGGCGAAUACGUUACCGUUUCCGGUUGGGGUCUUACGCGUGAGAAUGCUGUUCUACCAUCGAAUCAUAUGCAGACGGUGCGUCUUCAUGUUUUAGAGCAAAAGCAAUGUAAAGCAAUAUAUGGGGAUUAUCGAAAUGUAACCGACACGAUGUUCUGUGCAUCGGUGCCGGGUCAAAAAGAUGCAUGUUUGGCUGAUUCCGGUGGGCCAGCAGUGGCGCGUGGUCGCUUGGUCGGCGUUGUGUCGUGGGGUAAAGGCCGUGAAUGUGGUCGCGCUAAUUCGCCGGGUGUAUAUGUGAGAUUAAAUAUGGUGAAGAAGUGGUUAAUGCAUAUACUGUACAAACACUGUUAGGAGGCUAUAAAAAUUUGUUAAUGAUAAUAUUUUAAAUUUAAGUUAAAAUAGGUGGAGUUAGUGGGA